Humulus lupulus (European hop) is the source of this 1117-nucleotide messenger RNA. Its product is annotated as F-box protein At1g55000. Gene Ontology annotation, molecular function: protein binding. The transcript is spliced from 2 exons. NCBI's taxonomy places the organism in Eukaryota, Viridiplantae, Streptophyta, Magnoliopsida, Rosales, Cannabaceae. The coding region runs from base 73 to 870 and encodes 265 amino acids. The record is from RefSeq and is a predicted model, not a curated record.
GAUCGAAGCUUAAAUGUCGCAAUUGAGGACAAGUACUGUGUCGAUUGAAUAUUCUCUCUCCUAUUCCCAAAAAUGGGUUGCUGUUGCGACGAAGAAGAGGAUGAUAUCCUCAAGCACCUGAACCCCACCAUUUCUACCCAAACCCUAGACUCAUCUUCCUCCUCCACCUGCGCUUCCUGCGAUGUCAUUUCUCCGAUGAACUCUCACUUCUCCGCCUUAACGAGCCGCGAUUUGCUCCGAGUCAUCUUCCACAAGCUUCCGAUUCCCGACCUAGCUCGCUCCAGCUGCGUCUGUAGAUUCUGGAACUCCGUUGCCUCCGAUAAGGAAAUCCUCGCCAGUACUUUCAAAGCCCCGUGGAAAUUGGCACAUGUGAUCGGCGUGCCCGUCUCCGGAAGCUUUUGGAGGGACAAUAAUCUUGGAAAGUUCGCGAUUUCUCAUCGGAUUGUUCGUGGCGAUAGUGUAGCUAGUCUCGCCGUUAAGUACUCUGUUCAGGUUAUGGAUAUUAAGAGAUUGAACAAUAUGAUGAGUGAACAUGGGAUUUACUCUAGAGAGAGAUUGUUGAUUCCCAUAAGUGAUCCCAAAAUUCUUGUUGGGCGCACUUGCUAUGUGGAGCUUGAUACUUAUGCGAAGAGGGAAGUAGCUGUGGUGUAUCUCGACGGUACCAGCCCGAGUGAAAAGAUUCCAUCUUUGUUGCAGAGGACGACCUCUGAGCAAGCCAAGAAAAGGGUUAUUCAUUCCUUGAAGAGGAGCAUGCAAGUUGAUGAUGGGACUGCCGAGUACUACUUUUCCAUUUCCAAUGGAGAUCCUCGAGCUGCAUUCUCUGAGUUCUCUGAGGAUCUUAGGUGGGAAAGGGACGUGGGUUUGAGCUGAAACUUGAGCUUGGUUGAAGAUGGAGCCUUGAGAAAUGGUUAAACCAUUCACACUCGAAACUGCAAAUGCUUUUGUUUGGUUCGAAGCAGUCAAGUUGUGAAUUUGCUACACACUAUGAAUCAUCCAUUUAUGAUUGUUGUCAAAUGUGAUUAUGUUGGAAGUAUUUGUAAAUUAAAUAAAAAAAAAACUUGGACUGUGUAAUCGAUAUUUCUAUUUAAUGAAUUAAAGACAGUAUUUCGUUUGAGAA